Molecule: messenger RNA, 540 nt
Organism: Phytophthora sojae
Lineage: Eukaryota; Oomycota; Peronosporomycetes; Peronosporales; Peronosporaceae
Exons: 1
Coding region: 1-540 (179 amino acids)
Source: RefSeq, a predicted model, not a curated record
AUGGCAGCUCGAGAUGAGCAGGAGCGUGCUCGGCUCCGAAGCCUCGGGGAAGUGAUGAAGACCCGGAUCCCGGAGCGUGACAUGAACCGUUCCGAGCGCAAGCAGCAGAAGUCGACGCAGCGCAAGCACGCGAUUGAGGAAUCCAGGCGUAAGGCUGCUGCCGACACUGAGGUCGCCACUCUUCAGAUGCGACUCCAUCAGCUCAAGGAACAGCAGGCCCCGGAACGGGACGACCUCCAGCACCAGUUCGAGAAGGCAGUUGCGCAGCAGCGCGUGGCAGCUUUCCAGGAGGCGCAAGCCAUUUCCAGGGAUGCCGAGCGCAUGCGCGACGAAGCAAUCGCUGGAGCUGAGGCCGCUGCGGACCGUGUCAAGCAAGAAGAGGAGCGCGCUCAGAAGGAACGUCAUCAUCGUGCCCAAGAGGAACAAGCUCGGAGAGCGCUGGAUCAGGAGCGCUUUGACGCACAGCAAGAAGAGAUCCGGAUACUUCGGGAGCAGAUCGCGGCAGCCAACCAUCCACGAGGGCGCAGCCCAUCCCCAUGA